CCGGGGACCUCGAGCUUCUGCAGCGCCUGGUCGCUCGCGGAAGAGCGUUUGCAAGCGGCAGCCGCGCGCUCUGCCUGCGCUCCACCGAGAGGCCCCGCGACCGACGCGGCUGGCCGAGCCAGGAGGCGGCGAUCCCGGCUGGGCCGGGACUUCCUUCCUCCGGGGAGGGACAACAGAACCCCCCCGCAGCCCGCACCGAGCUCCAGGCAGCCUGCAGAGCUAGCGCGCAGCGAUGGGCUCCCUGCUGAGCAGCGACAGCUCCAAGUCCGCGCCCGCCUCCGCCUCCCCGCGGCCCCUGGAGCGCAGCGGGGACCCGGAGCUUCCCAUCACCUCCUUCGACUGCUCGGUGUGCCUGGAGGUGCUACAUCAGCCGGUUCGGACCCGCUGUGGCCACGUGUUCUGCCGAUCCUGUAUUGCGACCAGUAUAAAGAAUAAUAAAUGGACAUGUCCAUACUGCCGGGCAUACCUUCCUUCAGAGGGAGUUCCAGCAACUGACAUAGCCAAAAGAAUGAAAUCAGAAUACCAGAACUGUACUGAGUGUGGAACUCUGGUUUGCCUCAGUGACAUGAGGACGCACAUAAGGACUUGUGAGAAGUACAUUGAUAAAUAUGGGCCACUGCAAGAACUUGGCGAGACAACAACAAGAUGUGUAUGUCCAUUUUGUCAGAGGGAACUGGAUGAAGACUGCUUGCUGGAUCAUUGUAUUACCUACCACAGAUCAGAAAGGAGGCCUGUGUUCUGCCCACUUUGCCAUUUACUACCUAAUGAGAGCCCAAGCACCUUCAAUGGCAGUCUAAUUAGACACUUGCAAGUCAGCCACACUUUGUUCUAUGAUGAUUUCUUAGACUUUGAUAUAAUCGAGGAAGCCCUUAUCCGAAGAGUGUUAGACCGCUCACUUCUUGAAUAUGUGAACCACUCAAACACCACAUAAUUUUAUAAAUAGCAAGGGACCAUUCACUUAUACCAUUUAAGAUGCUGCUUGAAGGACUGGAGGGAAAUUGCCAAUGUUUGAUGGAGAAAACUGUACUACAGUGUUACACACUUGUCUUUGCUAUGUUGCAUUCAAAAACUGCUUUCAUUCCGGUUUAGAACUGCCUUUACAUUCUUGAGUUUGGUAGACAUGUAACCACAGGCAAUAGUCUCCAUAAGCUAUUAACAGAUGGAAGAGACAGAGGCUGAGUAUGUGGUGGAGGAGCUCCAUGUGCACAUUGGUGAUGCUGUGCAUAAUGCUACAUGUUCAUGACUAUCAUCAUGGUUAGGCAAGAUAACCAAUCUCUGUUCUGCACAAAAAGAUGGAGAAAGGAACAAAAUAUGGACAUUAAAGGAAAUCUGAAAUUUAUUCAAAUCUUCAUGCUCUAAUCUCCAAUAAAGGAAUGUAAAUAACCUCAUGUGAAAGGAGGAAAGGAAAGAACUUGAAAUCAACAAAAUCCAUUUUAACCAAAUUACAGUACCUAAUACUCUAAUGGAUUUUGUGUUUGGAAUGUAUACUUAGUUGGGCAUGGUGGUGAAUGCCUGUAACCCAAGUAUUUGGGAGGUGGAAGGAUCAGAAAUGUAAGGCCAGCCUUGGCUAAUGAGACCAUAAAAAACAUUAAAAAACUGAAAAAAGAUUAUGUGGACUUAACUAUUGGCAUACUAUAUAUGCACAUAUAGAAAUUUGAUGGAAUAUUUUUCAAAUAUUUGUAGCUUAUUAUUUAGAGGUGUUUUAUAAUAUAAGUGAUUACUUAAGACCAAUCUGUGGUUAACGUUUUCACAUUAGUAAUUUUGAGUGGAACUCCUAAGCUUUGUUUUUAAUUUUAACAUCUUAAAAAGUAUAAAAUAAAGCACACAUACUAAAAACCAGAUGCAAAAUGUAUAGCUUAAUGUGUUAUUAUAAGAAACAUUAGUACUCAUGGAUGGUGACAUGCGUAUGCCUGGGAGGCAGAGCAGGAUUGCUUCAAGUCCAAAGCCAACCUGGGCUACAAGUUGCAAGCCUGCUUGUGCUAGUGCAAGACCUUGUCUCAAAACCAAAGAAACAAAAGCAUUAUGAACUCAUGUAUUUAGACAUCUAUGAAUGGACUUCCAUCGAUUACAAAUGUCACUUUAUUGAGGUCCGACUCCUCUUUUCUUUGGCCAUUCCUUGAAGGUCCUUUGAACACUUUAUUACUUUCCUUGCUGUUUUCUAUGGCAAGAUCCUCCAUGAGGAAUUUGUGUUUGCUAUUAUGGACCUGAAAUCACCAACUCCCUCAGAAGCCUGAUUUCUUUCUGUGCAGAAUGACAUUUCAAAUCACAGUCGGAAGCUGGGGAUGGUAGCACAUGCCUGUUAAGAGGAUCUGUUGUUCAAGAUCUUCCUCAGCUACAUAGCAAGGCAAGUAGAGCCUAGGCUACAAGAGACCCUGUCUCAAUCCACCCCCCUCCCAUUUUUAUUCCAGAAAAAGUCGGAUAAUUGCUGCUAUUAAGGUGGCCAUUGUUUCAGGGGAAGAGCUAGGGAACAGCUGUUUGUUUAAAGAUAGAAUACUUUAUGACCAGGCUUGGUGGUCAUGGUAGUCAUGGUAGUUCAGGAUGGUUGCUAACUCGAGACCCUCUUGCUUCAGCCUCCUGUGUGUGAGGAUACAGGUCUGUGUUACCAUGCCUGGCAGUUAUUCCCCAUUUUCAAAAAUAGUUUUAUUGUGCCAACAUUUGUUGUUAUGCUCUACUCUCUCCCUUUUUAUCCCCCAGUUCUUCAGGUGUAUUUAUUAUUACUGGAGUUUUUCACAUUUGAUUCUUUAAUGACACAUUCAGGACACUGAUUAGAAUUUCCAUCUUGAAAUGAAGAGAAAAGUAACAGAGACUGUGGCCAUCAACUCCUGGGGGUGAAAUGCUAUUUGACUUAAAUUUUCUUUAAAUGGCUGGUGAGAGGGCUCAGUAGGUAAAGGCACUUGCUGCCAAGCCUAACAAUCUGAGUUUGAUCCCUGGGGCCCACGUUUGUGAAAGAGAACUGACUCCCACAAGUGCCGAUGUAAUGGGUACCCCCCCCCACACCCACACCCACAAAUGAACAUAAAACAACUUAAACUGUAAUCACUUAUAAGCAUCAUUUGUUACACUUCAACAUUGUCAUAAUCAUGGUGCCAUGAUUUCUUCCCCCGUUUUUGAGACAGGUUCUCGAUAUGUAUACCUGGCUGAUCUGGAACUCACUGUGUAGAGCACACUGGCCUCAAACUUUGGGUAAUCUUCCUGCUUCUAGCUCCUAGUGCUGGGAUUUAGAUGUGGCCACUGCUUUCUAAAAUUUCUCUAAUGAAUUUUCCAUGACUACUUUGAUGUUGCUCCUGUUUUCUCACCGGGACAAGGCCACUUGGGAGAUAUAAAGCAGGGGAAGAAAAAGAUUUCAGGACAUCCCUUUCUUUCCUUCGUUUCUCUUUUGGUGUUAGAUUAAAAUCAAGAACUGAUGUGCAUCAGGCCAGUGCAUCAGUCAAUCUGUGUUAAUUUAGAGCCAUAAAGUCAUUACACCUAUAAGUAAGUUUAAAACUCCAUUCUGGGGGCUGGAGGGAUGGCUCAGUGGUUAAGAGCACUGGCUGCUCUUCCAGCGGGUCCCAGUUCAAUUCCAGAACCCGCAUGGCAGCUCACAACUGUCUGUAAUUCCAGCUCCAGGGCAUCCGCCGACACACUCACACAAACAUAUAUUUAGGCAAAAUGCCAAUGCACAUAAAAUAAAAAUAAACAUUGAAAAAAUUAAAAGAAAAAUAAAAACCUCUUCUGGAUAACCAAGAUGGCUCAGCAGGUAGACUGCUCUCUGUGCAAGUCUGCCACCCAAGUUUGUCUGAUCCCCAACAGCUCAUGGCGGAAGGAAAACUGACUCUGGAAAGUUGUCUUUUCACCUCUGCACAUGCACCAUGGCAUGCUCAUGUCGGAACUCACAUCAGCACACAUAAAAAAAUAAAAAUAAAAUAAACGGGGUUGGGGGGCUGAGGAGAUGAUGACUCAGCAGCUAGGGUGCUUGCCACUCCAUCGUGAGGUCCGAGGUCCCAGCACCCAUGUGGGAUAGCUCACUCUAGCAGCUCUUCUGGCUUCCACUGGUACUUGAGAACACAGGUGCCUGAGCAUACGCACUCACACAAAAUACUUAAAAAUAACAAAAAAUUAAGAAACCCAACAACCGAAUUCUAAAUUGAGCAUGGUGACUAAAGUCUGUAAUCCAGCACUUGGGAGGUAGAAGCAAAAAGAUCAGAAGCUUGAGGCCAGCCUCAGCUACCUAGCAAGUUUAGGCUAGCCUGGGGUUACACAUGACUCUGCCUCAAAACCAAAGCCCUGUGUUCUAAGUCCUAAGUUGAAGUCAUGCUUUGCUAACAGUGCAGGGACACACUCAGAAGUCUACCUGAGGUUGGUGUGUUUGUUUUUUAAUUUUGUCACCUACAGGAUAAAUUAGGUGCUGGCCGCCUGAGGUAUUUUGUGUUCUGAAUUGCUGCAGUUUGAAAAUGAUAUGCAGAUAUCCUUCCACUGUGCUUUGACCUUUUUAUAAAAAGGAGUUUGUAAUUCAUUGCUUUAAAAAGUAAAAACCAGUAUUCAAAGUUGUUGAUUACCAAUAAAAAUCUUUCAUGUGCUUUUUUGUAAAUACUGCCUCAUGCUACAACUUUAUCAAGGGGGGAAAAAAACAAUUCCAAUGAUAUUUUAAAACGAGGUUCUGCUAAACUUUGGUUGGAAAAUGAACUGAUUGUGGACGCUCCUAAGAACCCCUGAGGAUGGUAAUGUUGCUUCCCUACUGUUACUGAGCAUUCUGUGUGCUUCAUUUUAAAGUGAGCUUACUCCAGUUUUUGAAUGGUUAUCAGAUGAUAAUUUGUAUACUCACACAUUAAAAGUAUUUUUUAAGUACUAAGAGAUUCAUUCUUUUAUUGUUCAAAUGUAAAAAGAACUUCUGAUCAAAAUUUAAAACUUGUAAUUCUUUUUCUUUUGAAAACUAUUAUUAUGAGAAAUAAAGAAUGGCAGGACCAUUGCUUUCAUUAAAAUA
Peromyscus californicus insignis is the source of this 4960-nucleotide messenger RNA. It is a transcript of the gene Rnf125, whose product is annotated as ring finger protein 125. Gene Ontology annotation, molecular function: ubiquitin protein ligase activity. The record is from RefSeq and is a predicted model, not a curated record. Gene Ontology annotation, biological process: ubiquitin-dependent protein catabolic process; protein polyubiquitination. The transcript has 6 exons. Bases 233 to 931 code for a protein of 232 amino acids. NCBI's taxonomy places the organism in Eukaryota, Metazoa, Chordata, Mammalia, Rodentia, Cricetidae.